This is a messenger RNA of Aspergillus alliaceus, 1552 nucleotides long. RefSeq names its product aspartic peptidase domain-containing protein. Gene Ontology annotation, molecular function: aspartic-type endopeptidase activity. Gene Ontology annotation, biological process: proteolysis. Bases 213 to 1475 code for a protein of 420 amino acids. The transcript has 3 exons. The record is from RefSeq and is a predicted model, not a curated record. Lineage: Eukaryota; Fungi; Ascomycota; Eurotiomycetes; Eurotiales; Aspergillaceae.
UCAUUGGAGCGACGGUCCCUCACUGUAACUGUAGAUCUUUAGCGUCCAAGGUAUGUGCCCAGAAUCAGCUGAAUUCGCAGAUAACCACUACGUAGCAGUGGAUACGCUGAAACUAAGGACAGUAGUGAUGGCUACCUUGGAACUCAUUAUCAUUCCAUCUUCCUCUUCGCUCUACUAGAUGUGCACCCAGGUUUAUAUAAACAGACGCAAUCAUGGCAUUCAAGAUCGUUCUUGUUGAGAAUCCAAACUACCGCAGAUCGGGAAUCAAGUCCUAUGUUCAUUUGAUGCGCAAAUACCGCUUGCACCCCACUAAAGAUGGUCCCUAUUCUAUCGGUCGAGCGUUUUAUCAGACUGGCCGUCCCUUCACUACUAAACCUAUCGGUGGUCGAGUUCGCUUUCACGACGUAAUUAAAAAACGAUUGUCGGAAAACGAGAUGCAACAAGUUGAGCCAGAUGAUAUUCAGAAUGAUGCCCCGUUUUUCACGCCGGUUAGCAUGGGGACCCCAGCUCAGUCUUUGAACUUGAUCUUGGAUACAGCAUCUCCUGAUAUGUGGGUGCAAUCGAGUGAGCUUCCUGCUGAUGCACUUCCUCAAGGCAGGGAGAGGAACCAUACUUUCGACGCUGAAAAAUCAAACACAUUCAAAGCUUCUGAGGAGUCAUCAUGGAAAAUAUCCUCUAUAGACAACUCCUCAGUAUCUGGUACCAUCGGUAUAGAUAAUAUUACCAUUGGAGGGGUGGCCAUCAAAACACAGCCCGUUCAGCUUGCGAAAACCAUAUCCCAAGCAUUCACACAGUCUUCAGCAGAUGGGGUUCUGGGGCUUGGAUUUGGGGACACCAGUAGUACUGGGCAGGAUGUGAAGUCUCUAGCUGAGCGCCUGCUUACUAGCGGCGACCUCGAACCUUCUGCAAAACUUUUCACGGCAAAGCUCGGAUCUUGGGGUGAUUCUGGCCUGAAGCAACCGUUCUGUACGGUUGGCUAUAUUGAUCAGAACGCCGUAGGUUAUUGUGGCCAUGAUAUUCACCGCACGCCUAUCGACAACAGUCGAGGUUACUGGAUGUUUGAUUCCGCUUCUGCAACAAUUGCUGGAGAGGCCAGGACUCGAUCCAAGAAUAAGGCCGUUGUCGAUACUGACGCAGCGCUGACUCUACUUGAUGAUCAAACAUGCCAGGCCAUUUACGAUUCUAUUCCAGGCACACUCUAUGAUCGUGAAAGCCAAGGUUUUCUCAUCCCGACUGGCAUAGAUGCGGAAAAGCUUCCCGCCAUUCAAUUAGCAGUAGGGGAGAAAUCCUUCGCAAUACUAAAGGAAAGUCUAUUAUUUGCGGAAGCUAGGCCUGGCUACGUGUACGGGGGUGUUCAGAGCCGUGGGUCGUUAGAAUUUGACGUUCUUGGUAGAACAUUUUUGGAAGGGAUAUAUGCGAUAUUUGACAUUGGUUCUCUUCAAUUCAGUGUCAUACAGGCGAGAACUGAAGAAUAGAGUCAAACAUUUUAGGAUUUAAAUGAAGUAUCAUGAUGAUUUGGUUCUAUUCUAGUGAUGUAAAUGGAGAUACUUGG